This is a messenger RNA of Lasiodiplodia theobromae, 783 nucleotides long. RefSeq names its product FMN interacting protein. Gene Ontology annotation, biological process: mRNA export from nucleus; positive regulation of DNA-templated transcription, elongation. The coding region runs from base 1 to 783 and encodes 260 amino acids. Lineage: Eukaryota; Fungi; Ascomycota; Dothideomycetes; Botryosphaeriales; Botryosphaeriaceae. The record is from RefSeq and is a predicted model, not a curated record. The transcript has 2 exons. Gene Ontology annotation, molecular function: mRNA binding. Gene Ontology annotation, cellular component: THO complex part of transcription export complex.
AUGACCGCUGCCGACAUCAUAACCGACCCGGACCUACGUGCCGUGCUCGACGCCGCUACGCUCGCCCAGCAGCAAUGCGACGCACUGCUAGCGCUGCUCGCCGAGCACCCGCUCCCUCCAUCGUCGUCCAGGCCCGCCGAGAACCAGAUGCCGCCCGAGGUCGCCGAGCAGAUAUCGUCGGCGCAAAAGGCCCUACACGCCCACCUCGCCGCGGUGCGCAACCAGAAUCGGAAGGCGCUGCUGAGCGUGCGCGCGACCAAGCACGCGACGGCCGACGCGAGGCACGAGGUCGACACGCUGCACCUGGCGUUGCAGAACCUGUACUACGAGCAGCGUCAUCUGGAGUCCGAGAUAAAGGCCUGCCAGGGCUACGAUCAUCCGUAUCAGAAGCUCCCGCUGAUGCCCGAGGACGAGUUUGCAGCGACCUUUCCGGACGUAGUGGAGGGCUGUAGGGAAGCUGCACAGAAGGCGGUUCUUGAGAGGGGAGAUAAGGCGGGAGGCGGGGAGUCGGGAGGGGAGGAUGUGGGCAUGGAAGGUGGAGACGAGGAUACGGCGUACGAGGAGGAGGUGUUUGAGGACGCGUUGAUGAAGGCCAGGAUCGAGCAUGAGCACAAGGAGAGAUUGGCGUUGGAGGAAAAGAGGCAAGGCCUGCUGAAGAAGAAGCAGGGAUUGAUUGCGGAGAACAACAAAAGAAAGGAGGACCUUGCUAAAUUGGACGAGAGCUUGGAGAAGUUCAUCGAGGCCGCCAAACCCAUCGAGCAAACUUUUCAAAAGGAGUACUAG